CCUGUUCCGGUGGGUGCGCGCGCGCUGCGUGGGCCGGCGCGGCGCGGUGGAGCCGGCCCGCGACACCUUCCGCGCCAUGACGGGGCUCUACAGCUCCAUCCAGCCCGCCGACUCCGUGCACCUCAGCACGCGCACGCACGGCGCCGUCUUCAACCUCGAGUACUCGCCCGACGGGUCAGUGCUGACUGUUGCUUGUGAACAAACUGAAGUCCUGCUUUUUGACCCAAUAUCUUCAAAGCAUAUUAAAACUCUCUCUGAAGCUCAUGAGGACUGUGUGAAUAAUAUCAGGUUUCUAGAUAAUCGACUGUUUGCGACUUGUUCCGAUGACACUACAAUAGCACUUUGGGAUUUAAGAAAGCUGAAUACAAAAGUAUGCACUUUACAUGGUCACACCAGCUGGGUUAAGAACAUCGAGUAUGACACCAAUACAAGGCUACUAGUAACAUCAGGGUUUGAUGGAAACGUGAUCAUCUGGGACACAAACAGGUGCACAGAAGAUGGGUGUCCUCACAAGAAGUUUUUUCACACCCGUUUUCUUAUGAGAAUGAGGCUGACACCAGACUGUUCCAAGAUGCUGAUCUCUACUUCCUCUGGUUAUCUCCUGAUUUUGCAUGAUCUUGAUUUGAAUAAAUCCUUAGAGGUUGGCAGCUACCCGAUUUUAAGAGCUAGGAGAACUACAUCAAAUUCAGAUACAACGUCUACCGGCUCAUCGGGCUCUCGAGCUGCUGGUUCACCCUGUCAGCAGAACGAUUCGGGUGCGUUGUUUGAGAAACAUACCUCACGGCCGUCACAGCGGGAAGGUGGAUCACCUAGAAAUAGUCUAGAGGUUUUAACACCAGAAGUUCCUGGAGAGAGAGACCGUGGAAACUGCAUCACGUCGCUACAGCUCCAUCCRAAAGGGUGGGCCACACUUCUGCGGUGCUCAAGUAAUACAGAUGACCAGGAGUGGACCUGUGUCUAUGAAUUCCAGGAAGGAGCCCCUGUGCGCCCUGUCUCACCCCGUUGUUCUCUGCGCUUGACUCACUGCAUCGAAGAAGCCAACGUGGGCCGGGGGUACAUCAAGGAACUGUGUUUCAGCCCCGACGGCCGGAUGAUUUCGUCCCCGCACGGCUACGGGAUCCGCUUGCUGGGAUUCGACGCACAGUGCAGUGAACUUGUUGACUGCUUGCCCAAAGAAGCUAGUCCCUUACAGGAGAUCCGUUCCCUCUACUCUCACAAUGACGUUGUACUGACAACAAAGUUCUCCCCAACGCACUGUCAGAUCGCCUCGGGGUGCCUUAGUGGACGUGUGUCUCUGUAUCAGCCAAAGUUCUAGGGACAUCCGUUCAUCACCAGGAACUUCAGACGUUUGUGUUAAUAAUUACUUCAGUUUAGUUGAAGUGUGUUCUUUUUGAAAUUGUGUAAAUUCAGAUAAGAUCAUAGUUAUUAUGGUCUGUGAACAYAGCAGUGAGCAGUUGCGUCGCUGGUGCGUUCUGAUGUGCUGCACCCAGGGGCAAGGCUCGUGGUGCUCUUCUCUGCCCUCCGUGCACACCGCUGAUCCCGCACCGUGCAUCCUCCCUCCGGUUGGCUUGUGUAGCAAUACUUGCUGAUCUAUCAUUUAAACGUGACUUGAAGUGGACUUUCCAAAAGAAACGUGGGUGGAGCGUGAGUACAAGUUCAGCCAAAGUCACCCAGGUCUCGCUGGCACCAUGUCCUUUUGCUCAGAGGAACUGGGCUUCCUCACAUAGACUUGGCCUCUUCUCUUGCAGAAGCUGCUAUACAGCAACUGUUAGGUAACAGAGCCGGUUCUGUCCACGCCAGAUUGGUUCCUGCCACAAAAAGAAAAAGCAUUUUCAUUUAUACAUACAAAUUUGGUUAUUUGUGAUUGGCUAGAAAGAUUAGUAAACAUACUGUAAUGUUUUGCUGUAGUUUAAGUCUUUUAGGCUGCUUUUCCCUAACUGUAUAUAUUGUGUUUAUUGCCAGAGGGAAAAGAUUCUGGAUAGAGAUGUAGCUACAUUUUUCUCAAGAGAAUUUAGUAGAAGACAGGGGCAGGGAAUUGAGAGCUUAAUGGGCAAAAAUAUUGCCACAUAAUCACUGUAUAUUGAAUGUUUUUUGUAAAAUGAUAGGUUAGCUGGCCUCUGAGCAAACUGUAUUUCUUAGCUACAGGGGUACUUCUAUUGUGGGAAGCUUUCCGCAUCGUUGAUAAAAAUCUUGGUAACGUAUUUGACACUUAAUGCUCUGCAGGUUCUUUUUUCAGCUGAUAUGGAAUGUUUUUUUGCAGCCAGCAUAGACCAUUGUUAGAGGAAUUUGUCCAGAAAGUGUUCGUGACUUCAUCAAAUUUUUUUUUCUAACAUGUUGUAUGACAGAGAUUAUAAGUAUACUCUGUCUAAAGUAAGACCCAUCUGAAUUUAGCAGGACUUACCACAAGAUGUGAAAAAUGUUAAUGUUUAGCAUUAAUGCACAUAUUAAGUACGAAUGUCAAGUUUUGCUUCUUGAGUUAUUACAGCUAAACCUUGUAAAUGUAAUACAGUUUCUUACAUCCAUAUCAGUUUAUAUUAUUCUCAGCAUUAUAGGUUCUAAGGUAGCUUUGAGUAUUUCACUARGAUUUUACUGACAAAACAUAAUUCUACAGGAAGCUUUACCUAAAAAGGUCUAUUUUGCUGUUUAGGUUCUGUACUUACAGUUUGACAGAACAUGCUUGUUGAAGGCUGACAAAAACAUCCUUUUUUGGGGAGAAAAAAAAAAAGAUGCUUGGGGAAAAAAGGAGACGUUAGUGAAGAUGAAGUAGCUGACGUAAAUACAUAAAGCUGACCAAGCUGACAAUCCUGUAACGUGAUUUUGAGUUUAUGUAGGUGUUGCUCUCUGUGCUCCUGAUGGAGGAGUCUGUGAAACAUAAUGCCUCUUUGAGUGCAAGAAAAAAACCCUUAAGCUUACUUUUUCUGCAGGUGAAUUUCGUUGGCAUUAAGCCUUUAAUAUUGGUAUUGGAAGGUAGGGCUAGUAAAUUAACUCUUCCUUGGGUUUUUGUGUUCAACUGAGUGAUAAAAGACUUAGAUAAAAGACAUCUUAUUCUUGGAGAAGUGUCCAAAAUUUUACAGUCUCAUAAUAUGUUUUUUUAACAGAAUUAUUCUGUGUUUGUCUCUCAGCAGAUUGUCUUCCCACCUGGAGGAGGUGGAAUUUUCCUUUAAGUAGAUGUCCUGAGUUAACUUAAAAUGUAGAGGUAAAUUUAUGAUCUUUCCGGCAACUUGGAUCUAAGAGUGUCCCAUCACAUGCCCUUCGAGCAGUUGUUGUGUUGCUGCAACUGUUGCCUUGAACUCAAAAUUAUAAUGAUGGAAAAUCAUGAACUAAGGGAUAUCCCCUGUUUUUUUUUUUUAAGACACCAUGCCUUGAGUUCAGACACUUAAACACAUAAGUGCUUACAGCUUAACGACUGUAAGACGUUAUUCAUAAAAAUCUUCUUCUCUCCAAGCAAAUUGGCCAAGUUGUGAAAAAUGGGAUCUAAUAACUGAAAAAAAAAGAUUUGGGUAGUAGUGUGGAAUGAUGUCGGUCGACCCAGCCAAUUAGUAAUAUAUAACUUCAUGUGGCAUGUAAAGUGUGUAUGACAGCCUACACAACCGURUGUAAAUUGCAGGCAGCUUGGAUUUUAUUGGUUUGGUAGAAAGACUUUGAGAGAAAUCUGGUUUUCAACAUGAAGUACAGAAAGUGAAAUGUGCAGGUGACAGUUACAUUGCUGGAAAACAAUUUUCUCAUGGAGAGAAGAAACCUAACCACAAUGUGUUUGUUAAUGCCAGGCUAUUCAGAAAUUAAAAGUUAACACAACAAAAACACUGCAGGAAAAAAAAUGCUGGUUACUGGAUUCUUGAAAUUAAUGCAAUGGAAGUGUUAAAUCUGGUGUGAUUAAUCUGGGAUAUAUAGAUAGAUUCUCAAGCAAUUUGAAGUUGUAUUGGAUAUUUCUCUGCUGUGGCCUGUUAGUUUAAAAUAUAUCUGAGUUUAACUGGACUUAUCACAAGAUGUGAUAUCACAAGAUGUAUGUCCUCCAGCUUCCUAUUUUGUGGACCAUGAGGACUGCUUGUUACUUUAAGCUAUGCCUGUUAAUAUGUACCAAGUUUUACUUUUUUAAUGCUACCU
Nothoprocta perdicaria is the source of this 4104-nucleotide messenger RNA. RefSeq names its product DDB1 and CUL4 associated factor 10 (gene DCAF10). The record is from RefSeq and is a predicted model, not a curated record. The transcript is spliced from 7 exons. Lineage: Eukaryota; Metazoa; Chordata; Aves; Tinamiformes; Tinamidae. Gene Ontology annotation, cellular component: Cul4-RING E3 ubiquitin ligase complex. Bases 77 to 1315 code for a protein of 412 amino acids. Gene Ontology annotation, molecular function: protein binding.